Punctularia strigosozonata HHB-11173 SS5 is the source of this 1041-nucleotide messenger RNA. Its product is annotated as GroES-like protein. The record is from RefSeq and is a predicted model, not a curated record. Bases 1 to 1041 code for a protein of 346 amino acids. Gene Ontology annotation, molecular function: oxidoreductase activity, acting on NAD(P)H. NCBI's taxonomy places the organism in Eukaryota, Fungi, Basidiomycota, Agaricomycetes, Corticiales, Punctulariaceae. The transcript has 4 exons.
AUGCGCGCCGUCGUCACCGCAGAAGGCCACACCGCAGUCGUGAAGGAAGUCCCAACACCGAAACCUGACCCAGGCGAAAUCCUGGUCAGGGUUGUUGCCGUCGCCCAGAACCCGACAGACUGGAAGCAUGUCGAGGGCGUCAACGAGCCCGAUCUCAUCGUUGGCUGCGACUUUGCCGGGGAUGUCGUGCAAGUUGCGGAAGGCGCGGAAGGGUUCCGCGUUGGAGACAGAGUCUCUGGAUUCAUUCACGGGUCGCAGUAUAAGGACAGAGGCGCGUUCGCGGAGUACCUGAGGAACGACUAUGCGCUUUCGUGGCACAUUCCGGACGAGGUGUCUUAUGAAGAGGCCGCCACUAUGAGUGUGGGGUUCUUCACAGCUGUUCAGGCCCUUUUCCACCCGAAGAACCUGAACUUGGUGGGUUAUCCGGACAAAGUGCCCCCCGAGCAUGCGCCAUGGGUUCUGAUCUACUCCGGAGCAACGUCGGUUGGUCUGUACGCGAUCCAACUUGCGCACAUAUCCGGAUACCGCGUCGUGACGACUGCGUCGCCUAAGAACUGGGAUCUGGUCAAGUCAAUGGGCGCCAACGCGGUCAUCGACUAUCGAGAUCCUGAUAUCGUUACAAAAAUCAAAGAUAUUACGGGUAACAGCUUUUCCUUGGGAUUGGACACAGUCGGCACGGUGGAGGGCCAGCAAGCAUCGUUCAAGGCUUUCGGCCCAGCGCCCGGCAAGCUGAUUACGAUCUCGUUCUUGCAUGAGAGCGCUCAAGCGCUACGGAAUGACGUCGAGCUUAAAGGUAUCAUUCUGUAUACUGUAGGUGGUCGCGCCUUCAGGACCUACUGGGGCUGGGACAUACCCGCUGUUCCCGAAGAUCGCCUGCAAGUGGCUGAAUGGAUGCCGAAGAUAACAGAGCUGUUGAAGCAAGGGAAGGUGAAGCCCAAUCCGAUUAAGCUCCUUCCCGGAGGGCUCGAUGCGUUUGGUGACGGCUUCGAGUAUAUGAAGAGCGGUAAGCUAAGCGCGGAAAAGAUUGUGUUCCGUGUCUGA